AGUCACGGGACUACACGUGACAGCCGGAAAGGACGAGGCGGAGCUCGUAGUGACAGAAAGAUGGCAGCAGAGAGGGAGCCGCCUCCGCUGGGAGAUGGGAGACAAACCGAUUUCGAGGAGCUGGAGGACGGCGAGGACCUCUUCACCAGUACCGUGUCCACCAUGGAGUCCAGCCCAUCCUCUCCUGAGCCUGCCAGUCUCCCUACAGAAGAUAUCAGUACAGAUUCCAACGGCCCCAAACAAACAGAAGUUAUUUUAACUGAUGACCGUGAAGAUCUUUUUGCUGAAGCUACAGAAGAAGUUUCCCUGGAUAGUCCAGAAAGGGACCUCAUUCUUUCCUCAGAGCCCAGUCCCGCCAUCACUCCUGUAACACCCACAUCACUCAUUACCCCACGGAUGGAAGCUAUCAGUAUUUCCGCUCCUGUUAUUUAUGACCGUUCUAGGGAUGAGAUUGAAGAGGAAGCAAAUGGAGAUUUCUUUGAUAUAGAAAUAGGUGUCUCAGACCCUGAGAAAGUUGGUGAUGGGAUGAAUGCUUACAUGGCCUAUAAAGUAACAACAAAGACAUCUCUCUCUCUAUUUAACAAGAACGAGUUCUCUGUGAAGAGAAGGUUUAGUGAUUUCCUUGGACUCCAUAGUAAAUUAGCAACAAAAUACAUGCACUUUGGAUAUAUUGUGCCUCCAGCUCCAGAGAAAAGUAUUGUAGGCAUGACUAAAGUUAAAGUGGGAAAGGAAGACUCCUCAUCCAAUGAAUUUGUUGAAAAAAGAAGAGCUGCUUUGGAAAGAUAUCUUCAACGAACUGUUAAGCACCCUGCACUUUUGCAAGAUCCAGAUCUUAGACAGUUCUUGGAAAGCUCAGAGCUGCCGCGAGCGGUUAGCACCCAGGCGUUGAGUGGAGCAGGAUUAUUGAGGAUGGUAAACAAGGCUGCAGACGCUGUCAACAAAAUGACAAUCAAGAUGAAUGAAUCGGAUGCAUGGUUUGAAGAAAAGCAGCAGCAAUUUGAGAAUCUAGAUCAACAACUUAGGAAACUGCACGCCAAUGUAGAAGCCUUGGUCUGCCACCGUAAAGAGUUGUCAGCCAACACAGCUGCUUUUGCAAAGAGUGCUGCUAUGCUUGGCAAUUCCGAGGAUCACACUGCACUGUCCCGAGCUUUAUCACAGCUGGCAGAAGUAGAAGAAAAGAUAGACCAGUUACAUCAGGAGCAAGCAUUUGCCGACUUCUAUGUGUUUUCAGAACUCCUCAGUGACUACAUCCGACUCAUUGCUGCUGUAAAAGGUGUGUUUGAUCAACGAAUAAAGUGUUGGCAAAAAUGGCAAGAUACCCAGAUUAACCUGCAGAAGAAGCGGGAGGCGGAGGCCAAGCUCCAGAUUGCUAACAAACCAGACAAACUUCAGCAAGCAAAAGAUGAAAUCCGAGAGUUGGAAGAAAAAGUUCAACAAGGAGAACGAGAUUUUGAACAGAUCUCCAAAACUAUUCGCAAGGAAGUAGGAAGAUUUGAGAAAGAACGUGUGAAAGACUUUAAAACUGUUAUUAUCAAGUAUUUAGAAUCAUUAGUACAAACACAACAACAGCUUAUAAAAUAUUGGGAAGCAUUUCUACCUGAAGCCAAAGCUAUAGCCUAGAAUGAAGACUAUUCCACAUUCAGAUCAUCAAUUGACAUUCACCGCAUUCCACAAUAAAAUUGUGUUUCAAAUCAAAGAAAAUAUCAAGAUAAACCACUCUAUAUUUUAUUAACAUGUGGCUUCUUUUUAUAUACUAUUGCUUUUUAAUAAGAGUGCUGCAUGUCCUGACCCAUUCCAAUGGACUGUGGCAUGAUAUUCUGCAAUAUUUUGCUGAAUUGAACACUAAUGUGUCUUAAUAUUUUGCAUUUAUCAAGUGCAGAUGAAAGCAAGAAAAGUUUUUAUUUUGAAGUAUUUUCUUUGAAAAAUCAGUUCCGUCAAAUGAUAUUUACCUUAUCUUUAUGAAGCAAAUUCUUGUUGCAUUUAUAAGUGUUCACUUACACAUUCCUGUACAGAUAUUAUGAUUUUGUGAUUAUUAUAAUAAAGGUAUAUUCCUUGUGAAA
Hyla sarda is the source of this 2060-nucleotide messenger RNA. RefSeq names its product sorting nexin 2 (gene SNX2). Gene Ontology annotation, cellular component: endosome membrane; endosome; retromer complex. The transcript is spliced from 15 exons. Bases 61 to 1620 code for a protein of 519 amino acids. Gene Ontology annotation, biological process: early endosome to Golgi transport; intracellular protein transport. Lineage: Eukaryota; Metazoa; Chordata; Amphibia; Anura; Hylidae. Gene Ontology annotation, molecular function: phosphatidylinositol binding. The record is from RefSeq and is a predicted model, not a curated record.